UGCUUGAAGUGAGUGGUUCCAACUGAGGACUUUCUUAUCAGACCAUGGAAACCAAGAAGUGGAGGUAAAACAAGAAGAAGAAGAAGAAACUUCCUGCUGGCUGAACAGGAGAGCAGAGUUUCAUCCGAGGGAUUACUGGACUCUUCAUUAAUGUGCUCGUGUCAUGGUGAUCUCCUACAUGAUCGUCUCUUGUUGACAGGAGCCUCUGUGUGUCUUGGAUUUCCCCAAAGGAUCAAAGUUUGUUUUCUGAGCUGAGGAGUGUGUGAAUGAAGUGUGCCGAAGCAGGAAACAUGUCAAGCGGACAAUUCAGUCACCUGUUGAGGGGAGUCUGGCUGCUGUGGCUGUGGCAAGUUGUGUUUGUGUCUGGAACUGGGAGCAAACUGUGGGAGGUGCCCACAGCCUCCUUUACUUCCUCCUCCAACCUCAGUGAGGGCCUGCAGUGUCAGUACCGCCACCUACAGGACAGAGUGAGGAUCACAGCAGACAUCCCCCCAAGACUGGACGGCACAUGGGUGUCAACAAGGUGUGAAGUUCGGCCCGGUCCAGAGUUCCUGACCCGAUCCUACACCUUCCACCCGAGCCGUCACUUCCAGGCCCUGCAGCACUACUACGCAGACAGCGGCUGUGAGGACCCGACCUACUCUCUGAUGAUCAGAGGGAAGCUUCGUCUGCGCCAGGCCUCCUGGAUCACCCGCGGGGGCACCGAAGCUGAACACCACCUCAGCAAGGUGGGCAUCGUGGUCCACAGCCUGGCAGCCAAGCAGAGGCUGGCCUCCAGGCUGCCCGCGGCCUGCGUGGGUCUGGCCCUGGGUCGAGUGGUGCCGGGGAAGCCGUAUGAGCUGUACAACACCCGGGCGGGGAGGGGGUGUCUGGCAGCGCUGGGCUUCUCCAUGAUGGAGAUGGGACUGAUACGGGUGGAGACGCAGCACCACGGCCAUGGAGGGAAGGUCCAGGAGCUGCUGCUAGGGGACAUCCACACAGACUGGACUCAGAGGACUCAGUACAGGCCCACAGGCUACCAGCAGCCCCUGCAGAACGCCAUGCACCACAUCCACCCCUGCCCUGUGUGUGCCCUGGUGUACCGCUCCUCCGAGCAGCGCCCCCCAGUGUUGCCCCGCAGUACUGCACCUCCUCUGUCUCUGGCCGGCCGCUGGGUCAGUCAGCGCUGCGAAACCCGUCCCAACGUCCUCUUCCUCACCCGAGACUUCACCUUCGAUCCCGACCAGCACGCGUGGGAGGGCGUCUACCGGCACUACUCGGACCCUUCCUGCUCUCAGCCCACUUUCACCCUGAGAGCCUCGGGCCACUACGCUCAGGGAAACCCCUCCGCCAAGGUCUCAGGGGCCACUGAGUUCGUCUUCAAGGUGAUCGAGGUGAGAGCCACAGCCGUGGAGGAGCCCACAGCCAAGCUGCUGAAUGGGACGAGGCCUGGAAAGUGUGGUCGAGCAGGAGGCUGGGAGGUCGGGGUGGAGCAGGACUUGACUCCCACUGAUGGGUGCACCCUGCUGGGCAUCAGGCUGCCACAUAAGGAGUACGAGCUCUUCAAGACGGAGCUGGAUCACAGGAAGCACCCGCUGCUGUUCAUCGGAGAGAGGCCCACCGACGGGUCCAGUCCAGACCGACCGCAGAGGAGGCCCACUUCCUUUCAGGCUCCCAUGGUGCUUUGCAGUGGGGGCCACGCACAGCCUUCACAUCGCUAUGGCUCAGGUUUUAACAGCAAGCAGGUCCAGUUAGCAGCCAGCGGGACGGCAAGACUGGUGCAGCUGCUGUUACUGGUGCUGGGAUCUGUGCUGUGCAGCGGGUUCUGUGUUUAUUAGAGACAAAUCAAACCUGUUACGCAGCUGUGGUCAUUGACGGACAUUGUUUUCUGGCAGCUUUGUUUCACUCUUCCACCAUAUGAUGAGACUCUCAGGAGAGCUGAAUCAUUUUUGAUAUCCGGCUUUCAGACGCUGCCUAUAGAUUCACUUUAAUGACUCUUAACUUCAGCUGCAUUUCUACCUAAAACUAAUCUGUAUAUAAACCACCAACAUAUACAAAUGCCAUCAUUUC
Messenger RNA from Centropristis striata (black sea bass), 2049 nucleotides. RefSeq names its product adenomatosis polyposis coli down-regulated 1-like (gene apcdd1l). NCBI's taxonomy places the organism in Eukaryota, Metazoa, Chordata, Actinopteri, Perciformes, Serranidae. Gene Ontology annotation, cellular component: plasma membrane. Gene Ontology annotation, molecular function: Wnt-protein binding. The record is from RefSeq and is a predicted model, not a curated record. Bases 267 to 1817 code for a protein of 516 amino acids. Gene Ontology annotation, biological process: negative regulation of Wnt signaling pathway. The transcript has 4 exons.